This is a messenger RNA of Polistes canadensis, 1164 nucleotides long. It is a transcript of the gene nvd, whose product is annotated as cholesterol 7-desaturase. Gene Ontology annotation, biological process: cholesterol metabolic process; chlorophyll biosynthetic process. Gene Ontology annotation, molecular function: 2 iron, 2 sulfur cluster binding; chlorophyllide a oxygenase activity. The transcript has 6 exons. NCBI's taxonomy places the organism in Eukaryota, Metazoa, Arthropoda, Insecta, Hymenoptera, Vespidae. The record is from RefSeq and is a predicted model, not a curated record. Gene Ontology annotation, cellular component: chloroplast. The coding region runs from base 1 to 1164 and encodes 387 amino acids.
AUGUAUGCAAGCAACAUUAUCGACGGUGUCUCAAAGGUUGCAUGCUUACAGGACUUUCGAUGUCAAAACAAAAUAAAAUACAGGAAGAUGGAAAAAUUGCCGCCAGUCUAUCCCAACGGAUGGUUCGCUUUACUCGAAAGUUCACAGUUAAAAGUGGGAGAAGUGAAACACGUAUCAGCUCUUGGAGAAAAUUUUGCCGUGUUUAGGACCGAGAAGGGUAUCGUCAAAAUUCUCGAUGCGUAUUGCCCACAUUUAGGGGCAAACAUGGGUGAGGGUGGACGCGUGAGAGGAGAAUGUUUGGAAUGUCCUUUCCAUAAAUGGCUUUUUUGUGGUGACGAUGGUCGUUGUUUGGAUAUACCUUAUGCCGAGAGAGUACCGAACGUUGCUAAGACAAAAUCAUGGAGGUGCUGCGAAGUUAAUAAAAUAAUAUUCGUAUGGUAUCACGCAGAAUCGGCGACACCGGAUUGGCAACCACAAUCCCAUGAACAAAUUUCCAAUGGGAAUUGGCGGUUUCAAGGUCGGAACGAAUUUAUCGUCAAUUGUCAUAUACAGGAUAUAGCGGAAAACGGUGCCGACAUGGCACACCUUAGCGCUGUUCAUGGACCAGCGUUAUUUCUCUCGGAGGACGUGAUGCGUUUAGUUCGUCACACAUGGUCGAACGCAAGAUGGACACCACAAUCGAGCGUGUCCAAGGAUGAAUCAUCGAAAGAAAUGUCGAUGAACAAAAACAGUCCGGAAGAUGAAAAGCAUAGAGCCAAUAUGACACUUCGUCACAGUUUGUUGCUUCUUGAUCGAUUCGAUAUACUCGAAUUAAACGUUAAGGUCGAACAAAUCGGUCCAGGAUACGUAGAGUUGCUGGUUCAAACAACAUUUGGGAAUAUGUUCAUAUUACAAACGGUGACACCGAUCGAACCAUUGUUGCAACGUAUCUGUCACAUCAUUUUUUCUCCGCCAUUAUUGGCACCGUACGCCAGUAUCGUAUUUCUUGGUGAAUGUAUUAUGUUCGAGAGGGACGUUGCUAUUUGGAAUCACAAAAGAUUCGAAACACGGCCGAUCCUAGUAAAAGAGGAUAAAACCAUUGCCGCUUAUCGAAAAUGGUAUUCUCAGUUUUACUCCGCUAAUAGUCCGACUUAUCAGACAGCAACAAAAAGCUUGCAGUGGUGA